This is a messenger RNA of Pyricularia pennisetigena, 3360 nucleotides long. RefSeq lists its product as uncharacterized. The record is from RefSeq and is a predicted model, not a curated record. The transcript is spliced from 2 exons. The coding region runs from base 1 to 3360 and encodes 1119 amino acids. NCBI's taxonomy places the organism in Eukaryota, Fungi, Ascomycota, Sordariomycetes, Magnaporthales, Pyriculariaceae. Gene Ontology annotation, molecular function: ATP binding; ATP hydrolysis activity.
AUGUCGGUUCCUACGAUCGUCGUCAAGGGCGACGGCCCCGCGCCGUCCCAGGCCGAUGUCUCGUCCAUUCUCGACACCGUUUUCAAUGCCCAGUCCUCAAAUGCCUCCAUCGAUGCCGCCUACGCCCUCUGCGAACUGUUCCUCAAUUGUCCCGGCGUCGGUUUCCGUGGCUUGAACGCAUACGGCGUCCUCGCCGAGAUCAAGAAGGCUGCUGCCGACAAGAAAAGCGGCCUCCGUCGCGAAAGCGCUCAGAACCUUCUUGGCGCAUUGUUUGAGAAAUUUCCUCCCCGAGAUGCUCCCAGCGAAUACGUUUUCCUGUUGCAAGACGGUGGCAUCCUUGCCUGCGCCCUCGACGCUCUUGCCGACAAGGGCGCAGUCGUUCGCGAUGCCGCACAAUAUGGCCUUGAUGCGCUGUUCGGGCACCUGAGCCCCGAGGCCCUGGUGGUCGGACUUCUGCCCGCGUUGGUUAACUAUUUGUCCAAGAAGACUGGCAAGUGGCAGGGAACUGUCGGCGCUCUGAAAAUGAUGCAGAAGAUGGCGGACAAGGCCAAGCUGUCGAUUGGUGGAACGAAGGAGGAGGCGCUGGAGAAGGAUCUGCUUCGCGAGGCCAUGGGAAACAAGCUCGCGGGCUUGAUUCCCCUCGUCGAGGCUGGCAUGCACGACCUCAAGUCUGAGGUUGAAAAGCAGGCCCUGCAGACCAUGAAGUCGCUUACGGAUCUCCUCACCAACGAUGACGUUGCGCCCCGGAUACCUCUUCUCAUCGAGACCAUGCAGAAGCCAUCUGCGCAGUCUUUGCAGAAGGCUAUUCAUGCCCUUUCUAUGACCACCUUCGUGGCAAUUGUCACAUCGCCAGUUCUCGCGCUCCUCACGCCUUUCCUUGAGAGGUCUCUGAACACCCCUACCACACCACAAGAAGUGCUCAGACAAACAGUUGUCAUUACUGAGAACCUGACAAAACUUGUCCACGAUCCGAUUGAGGCUCGGACUUUCCUUCCCAAGCUCACGCCUGGUGUCAAGAACGUGGCUGAUAGGGCGGCACUUCCCGAGGUUCGUGAGAUCGCGACCAGGGCACUCAACGUCAUGAACAAGGCCAUGGCUGUGGACAAAGACAACGUCGUCGAGCGGACCAAGGGCGAAGAUGUGGGCAAGAUCUUGGAUGCCGAGAUCAAGCGGGCCAACGGUCUGGCGAGUGACCAGGACUUUUACAAGUUACUUAGGUCCUACAUCUGUGACCAGGUCGCUGAGGACGUGAACCACAGGCACGUCACACGCAUUGCUGGAAGGAUUUCACCCUAUCUGCAGUCGAUGAUGAAGUCGCACGAGGCUGUUGCUGCUGCUGUGCAGAAACAUUAUGUCGACGAGGACCACAGGAAAUACGGCGUGCCUGAAAAGGAGGAUGAUGGCGAGGUUGAGAUUGUCAACGCAGACUUCUCCUUGGCCUACGGCGGUAUGCUUCUGCUCUCUCACACCAACUUGCGUCUGCUCAAGGGACACCGUUAUGGUCUUUGUGGUCGUAACGGUGCAGGAAAGUCGACCCUGAUGCGAUCGAUCGCCAACGAGAAGCUCGAGGGCUUCCCUCCGCAGUCAGUCCUGCGUACCUGCUAUGUCGAACAUAACCAGGGCGAAGACGCCGAUAUCAGCAUUCUUGAUUUCAUGGUAAAGGACCCUACCGUUGCCAAGGAGAAUUACACCAGACAAGAGAUCUCAGACGUCCUUGCCGAGUUCGGCUUUACUGCUGGACCAGAGGGCCGUCAAUCCCAAAAGGUCGGGUCCCUUUCCGGUGGUUGGAAGAUGAAGCUGGCUCUGGCACGUGCCAUGCUGCAAAAGGCAGACGUCCUGCUCCUUGACGAACCUACCAACCACCUGGAUGUUGCCAACAUUGCCUGGCUGGAGAACUACCUGAAGACACACCCUGACAUCACAAGUCUUAUCGUUUCUCACGACUCCAAGUUCCUUGACGAGGUCACGACAGACAUCUACCACUACGAGCCCGGCAAGAAGCUUGGUCACUACAAGGGCAACCUUUCCGACUUUGUUAAGAUCCGCCCCGAGGCCAAGAGCUACUACACCUUGUCGGCAAGCAACGUCCAGUUUAAGUUCCCCCCGCCGGGAAUUCUUUCUGGCAUCAAAUCAAUGACUCGCGCAGUCAUUCGCAUGACCAACGUCUCGUACACCUACCCUGGAGCGCCAAAGCCAUCGCUGAGUGACGUAUCUUGCCAGCUUACGCUAUCCUCACGCGUCGCCAUCAUCGGCGCCAACGGUGCAGGCAAGUCCACGCUCAUCAAGCUGCUGACGGGCGAGGUCAUCCCCAACUCGGGCAAGGUCGAGAAGCACCCCAACCUGCGAAUCGGCUACAUCAAGCAGCAUGCCCUGGAGCAUGUAGAGAUGCAUCUCGAGAAGACCCCCAACCAGUACCUGCAAUGGCGCUACCAGCACGGCGAUGACCGCGAAGUGCACAUGAAGCAGACCCGUGUCCUGUCCGAAGAGGACCGCAAGCAGAUGGAGAAGCCUGUUGAUCUGGGCGACGGCAAAGGCCCCAGGCAGCUCGAAGCCCUGGUCGGACGUCAGAAGUACAAGAAGACGUUUCAAUAUGAAGUUAAAUGGAAGGCCAUGCUUCCCAAGUACAACUCACAGAUCUCUCGUGAGACCCUGAUCGAGCUUGGAUUCAACAAGCUGGUUCAGGAGUUUGACGAUCACGAGGCGUCACGUGAAGGUUUGGGAUACCGUGAGCUCCAGCCGGCUGUCAUCUCAAAGCACUUUGAGGACCUCGGCUUGGACCCUGAGAUUGCCAACCACAACGAGAUCGGCUCGCUCUCCGGUGGGCAGAAGGUCAAGGUGGUGAUUGCGGGUGCCAUGUGGAACAACCCUCACCUGCUGGUUCUUGACGAACCGACUAACUUCUUGGACCGCGACUCGCUUGGAGGUCUUGCUGUUGCCAUCCGUGAGUUCAAGGGUGGUGUCGUCAUGAUCUCCCACAACGACGAGUUCGUCGGCGCGCUCUCGUCGGAGCAGUGGCACGUUGCCGACGGCAGGGUUGCCCACCGGGGUCACAACGCCAUCGCCCUUGAUCGUUUCGAGGACUCACGCCCGGGCUCUGGUGUGACCAGCGGUGCGGCAACGCCCAACGGUUUCGCCAGCAGCGUCGUGUCAAGCGCCAUGAACAGUGCGAUGAACAGUGCCGUCAACAGUGGCGCCGAGGACAACGGCGGCGAGCUCAAGUUCAAGGCCAAGAAGAAGAAGAAGAAGACGAAGAAGGAGCUCAAGGAGCAGGAGGUUCGCAGGCGACUGAGGCAUAUUGAGUGGCUCAACAGCCCCAAGGGCACGCCGCAUCCUCCGGACACGGAUGACGAGGCCGACUAA